GUGUCAAUUGAAGAUUGAAGAGAUUACCACCGACUGUCUGGGAUGAAUGACUUUCAAAACGGAGAUGUGGGCUGAAUAUGGGGACCUGAGGAGAGACGAGAUCGAGGAGGAUAACAUCUUCGAUGAGACUAAUGUGGAGGAUUUUGAGGAGAGUAUUGCUCUGUGUGCAGAAAAGAAAGGGUGGAAGGAAAAGGAGAAGAUGGAACAGGUAAUGGCGAGGGUGGACCCCAGGGAAUAUGGAAGUAUGAAGAAGAUCAAGGGAGAAUCAGAUACCUGGGAAGAGUUUCUUGUCAAAUUUAGAAGAACCUACACCUUGGCCGUACAGAGACAAAAGAAAAGACAGUUACUUCAGGAGCAAGGAUUGUGGAUAGGGAGAAGAGGAGACAAGUUGGAAAGGAAAGCUCGACAGGAGAUUGAUGAGGAUGAUGUACCCCUCAGACAGGUGUUUGACAGAAAGAGGACAACAGUUCAGAAGGGAAAUGAAUCAGCAAGCAAGACCACAAGAGUGCACGAGAAGAGAAGGAGCAGGGAGAAGAAGGAGAAGGAAGAAGAGGGAAAGAAGGAACAGGACAUGAUGAGAGGAGAAGAAGGGAAGAAAGAAGUGGAGGGAACUAAAGAGAAUGAGGGCACAAAAGAGAAGAAGUAGAAGGAAGAAGAGGGAGAGAAGGAACAAGAAGAGAAGAAGGAAGUGAAGGAGGUAGCAGAGGAGAAAGAAGGCGCGAAGGAGAAUGAAGAAAAAGAAGAAGAAAGGAAUCAAACAGAGAAAGAGACUGAGAUGACAGCAGCUGAGAAUCCUUUCAUGGAACCCAGAUCGAGGAGAAUGACCAAGGAAGAGAGAGAAAAGCGAGAGGAAGAAAAUAAGGAAUGGAGGGACAGAAUGGUUGCAUCAAUGAAGGAAGGUGAGUUACCUGCGGAUGCCCCUUGGAGUGAGAAGAUCGAGAGGAUCUUAUUGAUUGAAUCAAUAAGGGGCUCUAAG
Molecule: messenger RNA, 976 nt
Organism: Chara braunii
Lineage: Eukaryota; Viridiplantae; Streptophyta; Charophyceae; Charales; Characeae
Source: the annotation of a GenBank genome assembly